AUGGCCACUCAGAAUUAUAUUAUACUUUUCAUUUAUUAUGUUGCGGCUGGUCAGAAUAAUCUUUAUGAGUGGGUGCGAGAUCAUAGGGUGCAUCAUAAAUACACGGACACAGACGCGGAUCCACAUAAUAGCAACAGAGGAUUUUUUUUCUCCCAUGUCGGUUGGUUGAUGAUGAAAAAACAUCCAGAUGUCAUUCAAAAGGGUCGUCAAAUCGAUAUGAGCGAUAUAUUAGCCGAUCCUAUCACCGCGUUUGGUUGCAAGUACAUAAAUCCGACAGAAAACAAAUUCGUCGCCUUUGUAGCGCUCGGUGAAGGCUGGCAUAAUUAUCAUCACGUGUUUCCGUGGGAUUACAAGGCGGCCAAAUUAGGAAAUUACACGCUCAACCUAACCACGAUGUUCAUCGAUGCCUUCUCAAAAAUCGGCUGGGCGUAUGAUCUCAAACAACCUUCCGAAGAACUCGUAAGAACCUUCGUAAUGAAGAAAGGUGAUAGGAGUCAUUCUCUGCAAAGUGUAUCGCACCCAAAUAGCAAAAUGGAUUAA
Messenger RNA from Nylanderia fulva, 540 nucleotides. NCBI's taxonomy places the organism in Eukaryota, Metazoa, Arthropoda, Insecta, Hymenoptera, Formicidae. The record is from RefSeq and is a predicted model, not a curated record.